AUGUGUCAUUUAUUAAGCUAAUAUGUUGUAUAUAAUAUUACUUUAAUUAAAGGUAGAAGAUUACAAGCAGUCGGACAUAAUCUGUAUGGGACUUUAGGAACAUAAAUAGCUCAGCAGGAGCCCACUGAAAACUAUGAAUCAGCUGAGGAGAUGUGGAAGCGUUGGUGAUAUGAACAGUCCUCGAGAGCAACGCUGUAAUGUAUGCCAACUCCGACGUGUGUACAAUACUGCUGUCGUCUGGUGUUCCGAAUGCGAGGAAGCACUAUGUUCCGAAUGCAAACAAUAUCACAGCCUGAUGAAAAUGUCCAGAAGCCACAAAACAGUUUAUAUUAGCGACUACCAACGACUCUCGCCAUCUGUGCUUGCCAUCAAAAAUCGAUGUGAUGAUCAUGAAGAGAAGUUUGAAUAUUUUUGCGAUCGGCAUGGCAAACCGUGCUGUAUUAUUUGCAUAAAGGAUCGCCACAAGGAAUGCCGGGAUUUAAAACAAAUCAGCGAUUUAAUUAAAGAUUCAAAAUCAUCAAACGAAUGCACAACUAUAGAAAGGGGAUUGAAAAACGUACUACAAACCAUUGACCGCGUUCGGAAAGAUAGAACGGAAAACAUACUAACUCUAGAUGAUCAGGCGACCCGAUACCAAAAUGAACUCAGGGAAAUGAAGCGUGCCAUCAACGACCAUCUCGACAGAAUGGAAAGUCAAUUUCUCGAUGAAAUGGCAUCAAAACAAAGGGAAAUGAAGUCAAGGAUCCAACGAGUAAUCGAUGAUAUUGAUGAUCGAAGAGAAAAAGUUCAAAAGAAAAUCCGAAAUAUCAACGCCAUGAAACGAUAUGCAUCCGACCUUCAGAAUUUUCUUGGUAUCAGGGGAAUGGAGUUCGAUGUCAAAAAUGAGCAAGAGUAUUUAAAAGCCUUGAAAGAAAACGGCAGUCUCGACAGCCUGGAUAUGUUCGUGCAUUUCCAUUCGUUCUCAGCUCUUGAAGCCAUCAAAAAUAAUGUUACAGUUUUAGGCCGUAUCACAACGAAAACAACAAGAUGUACGCUGAAGGUCACGCCACAAAAUUCCAACCUGGACAGAUUCAAGUCUAUUUCAUGGUGGGAUCUAAAUGACAAUUGACAAGUUUCGUUUGAAAUAAGACAUGAAUAUACUUUUCGUAUCAGAUUUGUUUGCUUUGUUUUUAUAACGAAAGUUUGUAAGUUAACUGUAGGAUAAACUGUUUUGGACGUCUUCAUACUCAGAAAUGACAUAUAGUUUUCGUCUUGUUUUCUCUAAAACAAUUCUCGCUUUACUUUACAAAGGUGAUUUACUGAUAGUCGAAGAACGCCUCUUUUUUUUUACGUUUCUUUAGUUCAUAACUAAAGUUUGGCACGUUAGAAAAAAAAGAAAUAAAAAAAAAAAAUAAAAAAAAAAACACCGAUAACAAAGUAAUUCUCGUCGUUCAGCAAUUCUCGCAAUCGUACUUUAGUUUCUUUUAAAAGUAUAUGCAAGACUUCAUGCAGUACGUAGAAUUGGAAAUAAGCGAUUCAUCUAAAGUUUCCGAAAUAUGGAACAUAUCUGAUGGAUUAAAAAAAAAUGGCGGUGAGAACUCCUACUCGUAGAUAGGUACUGUAAGACUUGUAUCUAAAGUAUGAUUUAGAAAUAUGAUGUGAUUCUUAUCUGGAAUAAAUCUUGUCAUGAAAUCGAAAUAAAAUCAGUAUUAAAAUACCAUUGAAAGAUCGCUCUCCGAUUAAAAAUCAGAAUGAACUCAUUGCACGCUUUGUCAGUCCUUCUCAUGCUAAGGUUUAACCAAUAGGAUUUUAAGGGACAUAACUCGUAAACAUCACUGAAACGUUUGUGUUAAGCCUUUUCAUAAAUAUAUUAAAAGCUUCUAAGUAACACCGAUUAUUCUAAUUUUACCGAAACUUUUGCCUUUCAAAUGAAGGACCAAACGUACAUAAACCACACGUGCUGAUGUCGUUCAUUAAAUAACUUUCAAUGGUGAUUUUAAACGCUGUGUAUAUUUUGUGUAUUUCAUACAGUUUUCUUAAGUUGCUUGACACUAACGGCAAAUAGGUUUGCUUUGUUUGUUUAGAUUAUGUUAAAUAGAACAGUAUUGUAUUGAAUGUUGACGUCACAACUGUGUAAAGUAUUUUUAUGAUUGUUAUUUAUCUCUUAUAGAGGACGACAACGAAUAUUGGAAUUAAUAAACCUUGAAAACAG
Messenger RNA from Mytilus californianus (California mussel), 2191 nucleotides. Its product is annotated as E3 ubiquitin/ISG15 ligase TRIM25-like. Gene Ontology annotation, molecular function: zinc ion binding. The record is from RefSeq and is a predicted model, not a curated record. The transcript has 3 exons. The coding region runs from base 134 to 1108 and encodes 324 amino acids. Lineage: Eukaryota; Metazoa; Mollusca; Bivalvia; Mytilida; Mytilidae.